AUGAUUCGUAAUGUAUGUAUAUCCACAUUACAGUCUGACCGAAUCCUCUAUUCGAUGAUCAUUUCUGCAGAUGAUACACCUCAGGAAUUGCGUCAUCAAGAUGCGUUGAUGAGAAUGAGUAAUGUGGUAAAUAGUAGUGAUUCAACAAGUUCAUUGGUAACAGCAGCAGCAUCAUCAUCCGAAGAGUCACGAACACAGUCAUCCAGCACAACGUCUUCGACCAGUGCAACGUCUUCUCCAUCACCAUCACCAUCAGCAUCUACAUUCACUCAAGCGAUUGCACACCAAUCCAACAGCUCCUACGGAGAACAACAACAACAGUCUGAUUAUUGUAUAUGCAUGCUGAAUGUUUCUGAGCAGUGCAUGACAAGUAUUGGUGCUAUUGUACGCUCAGCAAAUGCACAAUUAUGGCGAAAUCAUAGAACAUCAUCGGAAUAUUUGACUGGUGCUGAUAUCUACACGAUUGUUAUUCUGUCGCUGUUUGCUUCUAUCAUUGGUCUUCUCCUCAUAAGAGCCAUUAAGCCGAAUGAAACACUCGACGACCAGGUGACAAUAUUACUCAAUUCGAUGCGUGUACGAAUUGAAAUUGAAGAUAACUUUCGACAGAAACGAAAACUGAAGGAAGCAAAAGAGAAAGCGCAAAAAUGGUUACAAGAGGCCAAACAUAGAAGCGUGAAGAAUUUGACAUUUCGCAAAGCCCACUCAACCUCUGAAUCAGAAACAAUGCGAGCAACGAAUGCGGAUUGUCAACAAACGGGUGCCAAUCGAGCACCAGCUGAGUGCUCGCUUCGCACACCUCAAGAUCGCAGCAUGCACACGGCUGCACAUCAAUCACUCCAAACACGUUUGUACCCAUACGCUCGUGCAGCAUCGCAUCUUGGUUUCGUUCCCGAAAUAAUUGUCACUCCCGAAAUUGCUAUCCAGCGACCAACUGCUAUCACUCCUGUUGCUUCUCCAGUCACAUCGUCACUUUGUUCAAGCCGUCGUCUUUCAAGGUGUGAUCAUGUACACUGA
Anisakis simplex (herring worm) is the source of this 1014-nucleotide messenger RNA. NCBI's taxonomy places the organism in Eukaryota, Metazoa, Nematoda, Chromadorea, Rhabditida, Anisakidae. The record is from the annotation of a GenBank genome assembly.